Molecule: messenger RNA, 1686 nt
Organism: Otolemur garnettii (small-eared galago)
Lineage: Eukaryota; Metazoa; Chordata; Mammalia; Primates; Galagidae
Gene: IQCC
Product: IQ motif containing C
Exons: 5
Coding region: 11-1423 (470 amino acids)
Molecular function (GO): protein binding
Source: RefSeq, a predicted model, not a curated record
GAGGAACAGGAUGGAUCGCGAGUUGAUUCGGAAGGUGUCGGUGCUGCAGGCCUGUGUCCGGGGCUUCUUGGUCCGACGCCAGUUCCAGAGCCUGCGAGCUGAAUAUGAGGCGAUUGUACGAGAGAUUGAAGGCGACCCUGUUAGGAUUCAGUGGACCAAGGGGUGGAUUCCAAGGCCCCAAUUUCUCCCAGAGAUCGUGGUGCCCAGAUACUUGGAAGGGUUUAACCCUGAGGUGCUCUCACCUCUAAUUUCUCAGAAGGCAAAAUCCUUUGGGACUUGCAAAGUAGGAGAGAGGGUAUCAAAUCCACAGCAAGAACCGAGGAGCCGCUUCCCAUGUAAAGAGGCUGAGAGAGAGGCCAUCUGGGAGGAGAUGGUGUUCAAGAAGUCAAGAGAGAGCUCAGCAAACCCAGGAAAUCUCUGCCGAGUUGAUAGCCCCUGGCUUCAGGCUGAGCAGAGCAGGAAAACUAGCCAGAAAGAAAUCGGAGACAUGAUAAGGAUGAAGAACCCAGAAGCUACAGGUCCAGGACUGCUUCACAGCCAGCCUCAGCUACAGGAGCUCCAAUACCACCGCAGCCACUUGGCCAUGGAACUGCUGUGGCUGCAACAGGCCAUCAAUAGCCGUAAGGCGUACCUAAUUCUCAAGCAAACACUGAGCUCCCCAGAGGCAAGUCAGACCAGAGACAAGCCCUGCAUGUGCCCAGACCAUGGAGGACAGGCCUGUGACAGCGACCAGUCACAAGCAAGCCUACCACUAAAGAACCAGUUCUACAGAGACAAAACCGCUGGAGAGCUAGACCAUGUAGAUUACUCCUGCCAGAGGGUCAAAUCACCCCACAAAUUUUCAGAAAGUCUGUCUCCUACACAAAAAACAGCUGGAGCUAAGUAUAGGGAAAAAUGCUCUAGGAGGGCUAGACCACAGUUUCCUAUGCCAUCAGACAGCCAGGCCAUGGAGGACAGGUUCACCAAAGAGCCAGACAAUGGAGGACAGCUGCAGAGGAAAGUCCUGGAGGACCAGACCCCCAGAUGCCUCAAACCUAGGGACCACUGUUCCAGGAAGGGCAAGACACAACUUCAUGUACUCUCUGAGGACCCAGAUACUGAGUUUUCCAGAGGGCUAGAUUACAAAGAGCCUAAAUACCAAAGAGCCAGGCCACAAGAGUUGGGUUUCUCAGAAGACCAUAUCAGUUGGGAUGGGACCUUGGCAGGGCCAGAGCAUAGUAGCUUGCAUCUUUGGAGGACUAAACCACCCAAAGGCCAAACCCCCCAUGAUAGACACUCCAGAGAGGGAACCUCUGAUGAGCCUAGUCAUGAAGGAUGGAAAAACCAAAGGACUACAAGGCCACCUGAGAACCCUUUUUCCACAGGGUCAGACCAUAUAGGAGAGGACCAGGUUCCAAAGGGGUAUGCUGUGAAAGGACCAUGAAAUGGGAUCUCAUCCUAUCACUCUGAUACCAGCUCUACCUCCUGCUCCUGCCCUGGGAGUCCGUGGCUAGUGGGGCCAAGAGAAGCUGGAGCAGAGUAUUGGCAUAAGUACAGGGAGAAGGACGAAGAAUACUCUUUCAUCUUUUCAUCCUCUGCCUAUGGGCUCAAUCCAAUUUUGUGGAUAAGGAGUUAUCUGGGAUUUAUCUUGUAACAUUUGCUGGAGGAAAACAAGAGUCACCUGGGGGAAGUGGAGUGGGAGGCUUG